CGUAACCUUUCGGCGCUCUUGCAGGAAAGCCGUUUGAUAUUAUUAUUAUUAUUAAUAUUAUUAUUGUUAUUAUUUCCUUCUUAACAGAUAUAUUGAAGACACUUACAUGCCGAUCAGACAACAAACAAGUUAGGCUUUCAUUCGCUAGCAGCAUUAAAAAUGAUGGAGGAUUUCUCAGGCCUUGCUUUGCCUCCUCUUUUCGGUGGUCACAUCCUGGAGGCUGAACUGGAGGCUGCAGGAGUCGAGCUGUCUUCAGGAGCCACUGAGAUCUUAGAGAGCGGAGGAACUUCUCAAGACGUACAGAAGGACACGAGUGAUGUUGACAAGAAGAAAUAUCAGGCUUUGGGCAAAAGGGUCAAGGAGCUCGAGCAAGUGAACGAAAGGACCCUCGCUCGCCUUCACCACGUCCAGAGACUCACACGUAGAAUGAAGAAAGAGAGAAGAUUCCUCAUGAAGACUUUGGACGCAUACGGAGACGAUUACAGGAAGGCUGAGCUCACAAUACCACUAGAGGACGAGGGCGGAGUCAGUAUAGACGGAACCCCUGGAGGAGAAGAGGAUGGCGCUUGCCCAUCCGUCACCAACCAGUCAGCAUGUGGAGUGAAGAAAAAGCGGCAUCGGGUUCCAAAGGAGAAAGAGAGAGACACUCAGGCUGAGUCAGAGCUGUGCGUGAUGUCUGAAACUCCGUUCACAGCGUUCCCAAGCCCAAACUCCCUCUCGCACUGACUCCACCUCCUCUAGUCUGAAGAAAAACUGUACAUACUAAAAUGUAGUUUAGAAAACAAGAUAUAGAGCUAUGAAGCUGAUUUACCAACAGGUACCGAAACCUUACAGCCACCAGUUUAGCACUGUAGAAUCCACCUGUCUAAAUCAUGACACUUUGUUAAAAAAAAAAAAAAAAAUUAUAUAUAUAUAUUGUAUAUAUUUGUGUAUAUAUAUAUAUAUAUUUUUUGACCCAAACCAAGUCUCUGAUUCAGGCACACAGCUAAACUGGUAGCUUUAAGCGUCAACAAAGCUUUAUUUGCCUUGAAAAUUGUGUACAUUU
Tachysurus vachellii is the source of this 1045-nucleotide messenger RNA. RefSeq names its product TCF3 (E2A) fusion partner (gene tfpt). Gene Ontology annotation, biological process: apoptotic process; positive regulation of apoptotic process; apoptotic signaling pathway. The record is from RefSeq and is a predicted model, not a curated record. Lineage: Eukaryota; Metazoa; Chordata; Actinopteri; Siluriformes; Bagridae. Gene Ontology annotation, molecular function: DNA binding. Gene Ontology annotation, cellular component: Ino80 complex. The coding region runs from base 160 to 726 and encodes 188 amino acids. The transcript has 6 exons.